AUGCGGAAGCUCAAGGACUUUUGGCCUAACAAGCCAGCAUUUUCACGCGCCAACUUAAUCAGAUCCCCCGAGCAAGAAACUGCUGAGCCCGCAACCCAAUCAUCACCCCUCACCGACCCCCCUCAUCCUUUGUGUUCGAUAACAUAUCACCAGAAUCUGAAGAAGUUGCCGAAGCUCACACAAGAAACCCAGAACCAAUCAUCUGCCUUACACCAAAGUUUCCAAAGCAUCGAGUCGGCCACUGGAUUGUCAUCUCUGAACACGAGCAUUAACGGAUCUCAGCGCAUCAUCAGAGAUGGCAAAGAAAUCGUCAUCAGCUCGGACGGAGAAGAUACGGACUCGAUCUGCUCAUUGGAAGACCCAGGCAGCCUGUUUGCUCCAAAGUCUAAGAAGACGGAAGCGUCCGCACCGGUCACAUUCGCCCCGAGAAUAUCAUCGCCAAAGAAAUAUCGGCAUAAUAUUGACUCUCUUGUGGACGACGCAGUUGAUGAUAGCAAGGUCGAAGCCAAUGUCGCUCGAGCAAAAUUAAGUUAUGCACAAGAACCGACUGGCGACGAGCCUGGGCACAGCCCAUUGGGCGACGGAUAUACCCCGAAUGAAAGCAUGUUGAUCUCAGCGCUUGACGGGGAUGAAGAUGGCGUCGGAGGUCAACGUUUGAUCGGCGCUAUUAGGAGAACUAAUGCUCUUGAUAGCGGUCGGGCCUGGCGAUUUUUCGAUUGCACACGAACACUGCCGCCAGCACCUGAGUUUCCACGGGAUUUGUUUACGCCUGGGACGAGUUUGGGGAUAUUAAGGAACACGGACGCUCGUGAGCGCCAGUUUAUGUCCGGUGAAAUCAUUCAGAUGGCUUUGGCCAAAAAUGUUUUGCCAGACGAGGUUCUGUUAUGGGCGUUUCGUUCCAUUCCCUAUGAACGUCGGGAGGAAUUGAGCAACGCUUAUUACCGGAUGAUCAAGGGUAUGGAUAUGGAACGUUUAAGGUUACUCAUCCGUCCGAACGAUAUCGACGACUUGUUUUCCCGACUGGGAGCUCGAACCCACGCUUUGGAUCUCUCCAAGGAUAUCACCCCAGUCCCUGCCCAAUUCACUACUGCAGGUUCUGGGCUUAAAGAUCAUGUCACAUUUCUGUCGGUCUUGAGGUUACUUAGAGAAACGGCUGGAUUAUUCUCAGAAGACACCCAAGAACGAGUGAUGCUCUUGCUUCUACGUCUCACCCUUGAUAACUCAUUAACAGCAGAUUACAUGCUAUCUUCGGAACUUCAAUGGACCAUUAACGCUGUGUUGGAUCCUGAGAAUUUCAUUGGAAUCAAUGCCGAAAAUUUGUUGCAUCGAGUAUGUUCCACUUGCUACAAUACAAUACAUGAUGUCUGUAUCCAGAGUCAAAUUGUACACCAUAUAUUACCGACGUCCCCUUGGUUUGCGUUGUUAAGAUGUCGCCUGGCCGUCGCAUUCUUACUUCGGAGCCCCGAACCUCUCACCGAGCCUCCUGAAAAACUGCUUGAUCUCAAACGUAUCACGGUUUUACUUCUUCGCGAUGAGCGUUUUGAUGUCAAACGGUUCCAGGGCACAGCUGAUUACGACUGGAGAGAAUUGAGUGCUUUGACUGCUCUUCUUAACAUUGCGGUCGAUUCUUCUGUGUUCGAGUUAAAUUACCGAAUUGCGCAAACCGAACAAGAUUAUAACGCUGCCAUCGACAGAUUAGCAGCUCAGAUCAAGAUGGUUUUCUGCUCAAUACAAGACUCGGGUGCCUCCCAUGUGACACGGACAGUGGCAAAAAGCGAACUCGAGUCUUUGCAUUACAGAAUCGUCUAUUCUGUUCGAUCGAAGCCGCCGCCAAAAACGACCAUCUUCGAGUCGCACGCAAAGGAUAGGGAUAUUCGGGGCUUUUUUGGCAAGCAUGCCCUCAUUGCUGCUGAGGAUCAUAUUCCCAUCCGUGCGCAUGAUGAAGGCUGA
Penicillium paradoxum is the source of this 1950-nucleotide messenger RNA. RefSeq lists its product as uncharacterized. The record is from RefSeq and is a predicted model, not a curated record. The transcript has 8 exons. Bases 1 to 1950 code for a protein of 649 amino acids. NCBI's taxonomy places the organism in Eukaryota, Fungi, Ascomycota, Eurotiomycetes, Eurotiales, Aspergillaceae.